Messenger RNA from Andrographis paniculata, 2483 nucleotides. RefSeq names its product mitogen-activated protein kinase kinase kinase 1-like. The transcript has 8 exons. Bases 245 to 2116 code for a protein of 623 amino acids. Gene Ontology annotation, biological process: protein phosphorylation. Lineage: Eukaryota; Viridiplantae; Streptophyta; Magnoliopsida; Lamiales; Acanthaceae. Gene Ontology annotation, molecular function: ATP binding; protein kinase activity. The record is from RefSeq and is a predicted model, not a curated record.
UUGGGUUACUUGCAUUGGCGUACUUUCGACUGCUGACUUCCGUACACAUACGCUGAAGAUCAUCGUCGUCGUUCUGAAUCUGUGCCAGUCUUCUCCCUCCGGAUUUCCUGUGUGUCUCCGAGAAUUUUGGCUCGCGGGUGGGGAAAAGCUGCACAAAUUGUGUCCUCACAGAAAAGAAAUUGAAGAUUGAGGAAGAGUCGAGAGUUCUACAUCCGGUUCAUGGAUCUUGCUACACGCCGUUGUAAUGCAUCGCCUACCCCGAAUUUUUGCGCAUAGUUCCAACAGGCGGGAAUCUGGAGUUGAAAUAAGCUCCGGCGCGAGUUCUAGCUCGAGCAAUCAAGCUGGAAAACCGAAGCGGAGGCUCGAACGGCUCAAUGCGAAGAAGAACAUUGAUUACGAGUUCUCUCCUACUUCUACUGCUGGUUAUUCAUCUUCCUCGCACUACUCUUCUGAGGAAUCACAGCGUACGCGCUCGCUCGAGUUGUAUGAAGGCAAGACGAGCUUCCGCAUGGAUGGAUUCGAUGGUGAGUUUGAGGCUAUCUGCGAAAGGUUAGGUUUUUCGGGGAUUGAUGAUUUUGCUAUACCUACAGAAGAGUACGAUGCAAUGAAGGUGAGAUCUUCUUCUUCUCCUGUCGUGUUUAAUAACACAAUAGAGCAUUAUUUAAUAGAUCGGAAAACGGAAGCUAAUUUCGAUGAGGUAGUUGCGUUCUCGGCCGACGGCGGCGGUUCUGGUGCUGUUGAUGCAGUCUGUCGAGAUAUUGAGGGAAAUGAUUUGUAUGUGGGAUUAGCGGAAACCAACGAUUCUAUUAGUAAGAAUUGUAAAGAAUCCUGUGAUUAUUCUGUUACUAUGGAUAGAAAUAGAGCUAAAUUUCUUGGUAGUGAUGUGAUGUUGAGCAAUGAUAUCAGUGGAAGAUUCAAUGAACUACGUGGAAAUGGUAUCAAAGGUGUGCGGCCACCGGUGCUGGCACCGCCUCCUUCAAUGUCGUUGCCCGUGAUUGAUAAAGAUUGCUCGACGUGGGAUAUAUUUAGAUCAUUUGCUCCAGACAGUGACACUAGCAUUUCAAGGUUUGAAAGUGGAUUUUGCUUUGAUGAGGAAGGUGAUCAGGAGAGGACUGAUAAUGAGGGCCAGGAGGAGGAUCGGAGGAGAAGGACAAUGGGGAGGCAAGAUAGCUAUGUCUUCUCAGGGUCAUGUUCUUUCAACACAACUUCAAAUGAUGAUGACUCUUCUAGUACCACAACGGACCCAACAUCAAGUAUUUCACCUAAUGGAAGGUUUAGACCGCAUAUUAUGGGAUGGCAAAAGGGUGGACUCUUGGGUUGUGGAUCCUUUGGAUCUGUCUAUGAAGGAAUUUCUGAUGAAGGAUUUUUUUUCGCUGUGAAGGAGGUAUCUUUGCUUGAUCAGGGAGAUGAAGCGAAGCAACGAAUUAUUCAACUUGAACAGGAAAUUGCUCUGCUGAGUCAGUUUGAACAUGAAAAUAUUGUCCAGUAUUAUGAAACGAAGAAGGAUGAAUCGCAUCUCUAUAUUUUUCUUGAACUUGUUACUAAAGGCUCGCUUUUGAGCCUUUAUCAGAAAUAUGUCCUCUGGGAUUCUCAAGUAUCUGCUUAUACAAGGCAGAUAUUACACGGUUUGAAGUAUCUGCAUGACAGAAAUGUGGUGCACAGAGAUAUCAAAUGUGCAAAUAUAUUGGUGGGCGCAGAUGGUUUGGUGAAACUAGCAGAUUUUGGUCUUGCAAAGGCGACUAAAUUGACUGAUGUGAAUUCUUGCAAAGGAACUGCAUUCUGGAUGGCUCCAGAGGUUGUUGGGAACCUUAGCUAUGGGCUUGCGGCAGAUAUUUGGAGCCUUGGAUGUACUGUCUUGGAGAUGCUAACGAGACGUUUCCCAUACUCCAAUUUUGAAUGGAUGGCUGCAUUAUUCAAGAUAGGGAAUGGCGAAAGACCAUCUGUUCCUGAUUCUCUUUCCUACGAUGCACGAGACUUCAUACUUAAAUGCCUACAAGUUGACCCAAGUUUACGACCAACUGCUGCACAGCUCCUGAAUCAUCCCUUUGUGAAGCAACCCUUACACUCCUUUUCAGGCUUUACAUCUCCUCAAAGUUUUACAGGACAGCAGAUUUAAUCAACAUAUAGAUUUUCAUUCGACAUCGAGGAUGAUUGCUUCUCUUCAAUCUUCCAUCGACUCUCCAUGCGAUGACGAUUCUGGAGAAUUUUCCCAAGACUGCUGAGGGAAGCUUUCUUUGUAUCAGUGCUGCUGAUCUUGUGCUCUUUUCAUCCAAGGACAUCAACACUGGUGUCUGUCUUUUGAUAGUGACCUACAUUUUUUCACAGUUAACGGUAACAGGGGAUUGUAAAGAUCCAUUCAGCGACUACUGUAGUGACAUAUUUAUAUAGUUGCAUAAAUGCUUCUGUAACUAUUUGUACCUUCUGCUCAUGUUGCUUGCUGUACAUAUUUGUAAUUAAUAAUAUGAUUCUUUGGUAAUGCUGCA